Molecule: messenger RNA, 354 nt
Organism: Lecanosticta acicola
Lineage: Eukaryota; Fungi; Ascomycota; Dothideomycetes; Mycosphaerellales; Mycosphaerellaceae
Source: the annotation of a GenBank genome assembly
AUGGACUCGGAAGACUUCGACGUCGAUCCAUCAAUCGCCGAGGCAAUGGGCUUCACCGGCUUCGGCAACCAGAAAAAACGCAAGUUCGACUCCCACGACGGAUUCGUGGAUCCGAACAUCAACAAGAAGCCUCAAGGGACUGGUGCCAACAACUUACCUGUCCGUGACCGACCAGCGAAGGCCUCGGAGACUGUGAAGGCAGGGAAUGGACAUGUCCCCGAUCGCGCGCCCGGCGAAGACAGCAAGCCAAGUCUCGAGGCUUUGAGAUAUGGCGCGAGGAAUCAGAAAGGCGAUAUGGUGUACUUUCUUCCGACUUUCUUGGAGGAUCCGUGGGCUGGUUUGAAGUCACGGUGA